AGCACGCAGGCGUUAGGGACACAUGAGACCUCAGUACAUGUGUCCCAGCAGGCAGGCAGGCAGGCAGGCAGGCAAACGAUGCAUGCAGUCCCUCUUCACUUAUCCAAUGCUCCUUCCCCUCUUCGGGACCUUUUUGCGUACGCACAGGCAGAUGACAACCAUUCCCAGCGCUCUCUCGCCCACCCCACGCCAUUCAGCCGCACUUCGUCAAUCACGUCAGCAGGGCAUCACACACCAGCACACGACAAGCACAUGCACACCAGCGAGGCGGCAAGACAGGAGCAGGUGAGCAACAAACAAAUCAGCCACACAUGACACGAUUCUCUCCCCUUCGAAGCAGCAACAAACUCACGGGGGGGAGGGGGGCGUAGAGCAGGCAAAAAUCGUGGUUGUGUCCGUGCCUGUCUCAAUUGUCACUGGAUGGUGCACGCCUUGCUACCCUUGCCCCCCGCGUUUGCGUCCUGUUUGGCCUUGCCCUUGGCGGCGGGUUUUGGUGCGGCAGCGGGCUUCUUGGUCGGAAUGGCCGGCUCGGAAGGAGACUGGCUCGGGACAGGUGAAGGCGACACCUGGGGCACGGCGGGAGUGCUGGGGUCACUCGCCGACACCACAGGAGCCGCUGGCAUACAUCCAUGUGGACACACGUCAUAACCAAGCAAGCAGUGAUGUCGUGUCUUGCGAUGGUGUCGCUUCUCCCUUCACCUGGCGGAACGAGUUGUUCUGCGGCGGCCGUCGGUUUGGCCGGCACAGAUGGCGAUGUGGGAAUGGACGCAGGCGCGGGCGCAGGGGCCGGCUUGGGCUUUGCCUUUGCGGCCGGGGGCUUGGCCAUGCGGUUGCCGAAAUCGGCCAAAUAGUCGGCGUCGACCUCCUCAGGUUUCUCCUCGAUCAUUGGCGUCAUGGCCCCGGCGUUCCUUGGUGUGCGGGCGGCGGGUGUGUGCUGCAUCGAGGCCUGCCUCGACGCCUGCCUCGACGCCUGGCGAGACCCUUGUGCGGACGGCGCCUGGGACCUCAUCGCACCAGCUAUCUCGGCACCCUUGUCCUGAGACACAAACAAUAGGGCAGAGACACACACUGCGCUGGGUGCCGCUGUGCUCACUCACCACUCCAUAGACCUCAAAGCUGAGUGCGUCAUUGUUCAGGUAGUCGAGGAACUUCUCUGUCACCGGAUCCUGCAACAGAACAUAGGCGGUACCGAUGUAUAUGUCUCCCGAUGUGAGGAGUGUUUACCUGUGUGAUGACCUCCGAGUAGUUGAACGCGGGCGAUCUGUUGUGCCCCUCCACCGCGGGCACCUUCCGUGGUUCAUCGUCCAGGAAGUAGGUGUACUGGACCCUGACGUCAUUGGCCAGCGCCUCGGGCAGUUUCUCCGCCUUGUGAAUCUGACAAGACAGUGAUGCUACUUACUUGAUGUCCGUCUACAUAUCCCUUCGUGAGUUACCUUGACGAGCAGAUCCAUUCGUGUGCCGAUGAGGUCGGUGGGGUUCUCAACAAGGUCCUCGUCGGCUAUCGGACCUCCGUCCUGUAUGCGAAACCACCAGACACAUACAGACAGCCUUGUCCUUGUGCAUUCGCUCUCGACUGACCGGGCUGACGGGUUCGAUGGCGACAUGGAGAAUGCCGCACUGCUUGCCCUCGCUGCUGAGUAGCUUGGCCUGUGCAUCGGCAUCGAUCUGGUAUGAGAGUGGCUUGAGGAACAGCUCCGCCUUGCCAAUCAGGCGGUCGGACUGCACGGGAUCCCAAAAGGGGUCUUCCUCAUCGGGAAUCGACGUCAGGAACUCAAACUUGUCGUCUGCAUUGCAUGCAGGAAUGAGUUGACGCACCAUCCAUUCCCUCACUCACAAUAGAGGAGGUCCACUCACUCACUCACUCACUGUCUGGCUGACCUGCAUCGGCCCAGUUCUCGAACAUUUCUCGCAUGAGGAAAAUCCUAUUCUCUAGGAUGCUGCUGUGCCAGUCGUAGACGUGGUUGCCCUGCAUGUCAUGUAGAGAGAGACACAACAGCUGAAUGUUGUUAGCUUUGCAUUCAUUCACCACGUCUCCCCCCUCACCUCGAGUGAGACCGAUACGAGCAGUUCGGUCUUCUUUCUUCUCUUGUGUGUGAUAUGCACCUGCAGCUUGGUGCUCAGGUGGUACGGCUUGCCCAUCUCCUGAGCUAUCAUGUUCGCCUCCUGCACGUCACGUGAGAGGGAGUGGUGUUGGUGUCAAGAGCACAUCACGUACAGAAAGAAACACACGUGCGGAGAUUUGUGUGUCAGUCAGGCGUGUAGGUGUCAGUCACCUUGACGAGUGGGAGAAUUCGUGCGAGUUUCUCGUCGAGUGCGCUUUGCUCCACUUGCUGCUCGUGCUCAACGCGCUUCUGUUCCUGCACCUCCUUCUCUUUCUUCUCUGCCUCCUGACGAGCCCUCUCAGCCUGACAGACAGACAAACAUACAUACAUGCGAUCGCUCGACCAUCCACCCACCCACCUACCUCCUUGGCAAUUAGUUCCUGUUGCUUCUUGAACUCCUCCUCUGCCUUGCGCUUCUCCUCCUGGUUCAACCGCUCCUCCAUCUCCUGCACACGUGAGACACACACAUACAUACAUACAUACACACCGGUCGAUCUUGUGUGGCAACGACGUGCAGCGGCUGACCUUCAUUUUCUUCUGGAACUCUUCCUCCUUUGCCCUGAGUGCCGCCUGCGCCUCCUCCUCUGCCUUGCGCUUGAGCUCCUCGACCUCCUUCAUCUUGGCCUCGUACUCCUCGUGACGCUUCUUCUCGGCCGCCAGCUCCUCGGGGGACUUGAGGAUGCUCUUCAGGUCACCCUGCUUCUCCGCAACUUCCUUCAUGAUGCUCUCGAAGUCAUGCGCCUGUGGUGGCACAUGCAAACAGGUAAAGGUAGAUGUACUGUGUCUUUGUGUGCUGACCUGUAUCAGGUCGCCUUGCGAGCCGAUGGAUGGGAUGACCACCAGGAACGCAUACUGGGAACCAAAUACGACACGGUCGCCAUGUUGCAGAGUCACCUCACGGUUCCUGUGAGGUACCAAGAGGAAGGAUCGGAAAGGUCGAGAGGUAGAGAGGUGUAUGUGUGUGUGUCAUGUGUGUGUCAUGUGUGUGUCAUGUGUGUACUGCAUGGUUUUGUCUCCGUUGAUGAAGGUGUAGUCCGCCCCCUCCAUGCCCUUGAUGACUAUGAUGUUGGCAGCACGAUUCGCGAUCACAGCGUGGCGACUGGCGCGCACACACACACACGUGCACAUGACGACAAGCAACAUGUGCGUGCCUCCUGUGUGGCGUCUGUCUUUUGUCACGAGUGAAUGCCGAUGCCGGAGAGUGGCAGGUCAGGUGUGAAGUCGCUGCUCUUCUUGCCGAUCCAAAUCUCGGCGUUUUCUGUGAGGGCGUAGUUGAGUUUGCCCGUCAGCACCUCAUCCUCGUUGAUGUUGGUCAGGUGGGGAAUCUUCUUCCAGUCAGGUCCCUGCCAGGCAGCCGAGAGACACACAUCCCACGUCUCACUCCCUUCGUGAGGCGUGUCUGAAUGGACGACCUUUGCUUUUUCGGCGGCCUGCUUCGCUGCCGCCUCCUCUGCUUCCUUCAGGCGCUGCUCCCACCCCUUCUGCAUCCCCUCCUGCGAGACACACACACACACACAAACACACACACAUGACAGACGACCGGGGUACGGUUAAUGAUCGACACUUGCACACAUACAUACCAGUGCCUUCUCCAUUGCGGCGAUCUCCUUCUUGUGAUCCUCCUCGAUUCGCAUCCGCUCCGCCUCACUCACAGCACUGCCGCCGGCGCCGUUCGGACCUCCCCCUGUCGCCACUCCCUUGCCUGCACACACAGACACAUCAGCCAACACGAGGUGAAUGCACCGCUGUGCUCUGUGUAUGUACCUUCCAGCAGCGCCUUGAGUCGCUCGUUCUCCUCCUUGAGCUGAUUCAGCAACUUCUCCUGCACUCACAUAUGCAUGGAUCACAUUUUCAGGCGAGAUGUUUCCCUUUCCAUCUCACCGUGGGGUCUUCGUUGAUCUCGGCGUGAUUCUUGAUCUUCUUGGCGCGAUCUGAAACAAGCAUCAGGUGGAGACAGUCAUGCAGGUCACAGUCAAAUCACGCUCGCGUGUGUUGUCCUCAGUGCUUGCCGGCGUAUCGCAGUGUCGACAGUGUCUCUUCGUAGUUGGACGAAGCGGGCGACAGGGCGCAUAUCAUGAUGGUCUUCGAUGAGCCUCCAAGGGCAUUCUGAAGCACUCAGCAGAGGAGUGACGCGCGUGUGAGUGUGAUGACUGGAUUUCUCCCACCUGCAGCAGCCGGGUGAGCUUUGAGUCUCGGUAGGGGAUGACCUGGCCCUUCUUCAACUUCCCUGAGCGUCCACAGGAAAAUGUUUGCCUGUACGUCUGUCGCCGGUCCACGCACCUGAGGCCUUGUCUGCAAGUGCCGAUAUGACAUUUCCCAAUGCAGACAGCGACUUGUUGAUGGCACAGCCCUCCUUCAAACGAUCGCCACUAGCACCUGGAGGCCGUCCGUCGACAGAGUGUGUAAUCCCUUUUCUGUAUGUUCACGGGAAUGUGUGCACACCUGUUUGCUCGGCCUUCUCGGAGCCGGCGAGAUCGACCAGAUUGAUGACUGAGAGUUUGCGGCCCUCCUUGCCCAUAUACGUCGUCACCUACCACACACAUCGCACGCAGACAGGUGUAUUGUCAUGUCUCACAUACAGAUCGUCCAUCCAUACUUGUGUGAAUUCGAUGAUGAGCACCGUGUGUGCACGGGAGCUCGUCCUAUCACAGAAGGCAAGCCGACCGACAGGCACACGUAAGCGCAGACAAUCAAUGGCAUCUUUCCAUUAGUGUGUGGAGACCGACGCGUUCAUGAGGGUGGAGCCGAUGGUGCGGUUCGCCGUCCCCUCGUCGACAACGUCUUCGAUAGCCUCGUAGCUGUUGACAGCCCGCUUGGUCAGGUCCUGCACAUAGAUGCCCAGCUGCUUCGACUCGCGAACCUCCAGACCACCCUGACAGAGCACAACAGCACACAGCACCACAUGGCAGAGACAGGGACCUGGUGGGUUCUCAUUGAUCCCACCUUUGUUCGCUGGCUGGGGUGGAUGAGGAGAUCCUGAAUCUUCUCAUUGUAGAUCUCCAGCAUACCGAUCUGCACACUCACGGGUUGGUUGAGCGAGCGGCUCUUGUUAGUCAAGCUCAUUCAGCUGUUGCUUACCGUCACUUCGAAGUGUUUCGCUGGAUCUUGGUUCUCCCCGAUGCGGCGGAAGAUGUCCUCACACGUGAUGGGUACGAUGCCCUUGUUGGGGCCGAAGCCCACCAUAGAGUACGACUUGCCCGCGCCCGUCUGCCCAUACGCGAACAGGCAGCAGUGAUACCCUGUCCACGCGUUGUUCUGAGGAAGAAGCAGAAACAGACAGGACAGACAGACAGGACAGACAGACAGACAGACCAGCUGUCUUGAUCUUGCUGCAUGGAUGCCCAAAGCUUGCUGGCUGUCUGGCCGACUGACCAGCACUUCCACGCCCAGGCAGUCGAAGACUUUCUUCUGGUCGACAUAAAGGCUGUUCCCAUCCUCAGGGAUCAACAGCCCCUCGCCGUUCACGGAGAACCUGCAGACAUGACAGUCUGCACCGUAUGCGAAGGCACGUGAGUGUGCAGCUCCGCUACUUACCCAUCAUGCGACCAGAAUGAGUAGUCGAAUGUGAAUUUCUUCUCUCCCGACCCACCCUCGACAUCAUCAAUUGUCGUCGUUGGUCCAGCCUACCCAACACAACACAUCCACGGUGGGGCAGGCAAGCCAGCUCCAGUGAGCGACCGUCUCUCCGUAUACCAUGGCUAUGCAGCAGACGGCAUCGAGGCCCCGUUCUCUCUGGUUGAAGGGCCGCACCCUCACGGCCACCUUGACUGCCGAGUCACUCAUGAUUCUAUGUCGUCAACCAAGACAAAUCGCUGAAGCAACGGGCCAACCUGGACACACACGGGAUUGGUGCAUCAACCAUGGACGCGGGACAAGAGAACACGCGGUAGAGAUGGACGAGUGGGCCUCUGCGCACCUUUGGGGCAGCGGAUAGGAGAGGCGAACACAGAGUGCAGCAGGGAGCGGACACUACCCCCCCCCUGGACGCAAAGGGUACAAACAACCGUGCUUCACUUGAAGGGCAGAAGGAAGAGAAGAGCUGGGGCAGGACCGGUCGUGGACUGGAUCCUGUCGUCCUUUUCGGAGGGGGAGUGGAAACCGCCUCUUUCGAUUCUCGAAGGAGUCCGAACGGGUGGGCG
Messenger RNA from Vitrella brassicaformis, 6241 nucleotides. The record is from the annotation of a GenBank genome assembly. Lineage: Eukaryota; Vitrellaceae.